AUGAUCAAAGAUAGUCAAGACUUUGCGAAAGUCGAAGCCUUGAAGCUGUUCGACGAUGGUGUCCUCCGUAUCCCAAAAUGGCAAUCGCCGCUGAGGUUCUCGUUUGAGCUGCAUUAA
Plenodomus lingam JN3 is the source of this 117-nucleotide messenger RNA. NCBI's taxonomy places the organism in Eukaryota, Fungi, Ascomycota, Dothideomycetes, Pleosporales, Leptosphaeriaceae. The record is from RefSeq and is a predicted model, not a curated record.